GCGUUACAUGUCCCGUGUGCCCUAAGCCAACACAGUCGGAGAAAGUGUGUGGGACAGACGGCAAAACGUAUUCAUCGAAUUGUGUUCUCUUACGAAAGGCCUGUCUGCAAAAAAGUGUUAUACAAGUAGACUACAAAGGAAAAUGUGAGAGAAAUUAUCUGAGAGUAACCAAUGCGUCAGGGAGAACAACAGUCAACUUAGACCCGACUGAGCCAACAUCCAUUUUAAUACCAACAACGUCGACAGAACCAACACAAAAACCUUCCGAUCUCAUAGAUACAACUAAAACGCCUAAAAAAGGUAAAAUGUGUGUAAGAUGUCCCCCUACGCCUUCAUAUCUAAUACGGCAUGUCUGUGGUAGUGACGGCAAAACAUAUCCGACGAGGUGCAUACUGAAGAGAAAAGCUUGCCUGAAAAGAAGUAAUCUGACAGUAGCAUACACUGGGAAGUGUGUUGACACAACUACAAGUACCAUUACAAUAAAUUCGGGUAAGAACACGAUUUUACCCGAGAGUCCAAACAAUCGAAAACGACAAGAAAUGCGGUCAGAGACAAUACCUACUUAUAAUACUCGUAAAAGAACUUCCAGUAAAACGACGGAACCGGACAUCUCUUUGAAUUCCCAGAGGGUAGAGACAACAGCAUCAACCAUGUUUACUUAUGGUGAGGACGAUGACUCCGACUCUGACGAAGUGGUAGGCAACGAAAGCAACGAAAAAUUAGAACGUAAGAUUACCAUAUUAUCUCU
Messenger RNA from Anneissia japonica, 748 nucleotides. Its product is annotated as follistatin-like. The annotation marks the transcript as partial. NCBI's taxonomy places the organism in Eukaryota, Metazoa, Echinodermata, Crinoidea, Comatulida, Comatulidae. Gene Ontology annotation, molecular function: collagen binding; calcium ion binding; protein binding. Gene Ontology annotation, biological process: anatomical structure development. The transcript is spliced from 2 exons. The record is from RefSeq and is a predicted model, not a curated record.